AUGACCACAACGUCAAACACUGGCGAUCAUGCACAAAUUCCUGCAGAACAUGCCACUUCUAGAGGCAGUAAUAGCCGCUCCUCCUCAAAACGCUUCAAGUUCAAGUCCAAAUCAAAGACUUCCAAGUGGCAUGAUGAGGACAACCUGCGCCAUGCUUCCGAAUCGUCCUCUAGACAUCACCACCACCACCGCCAUCAUCACCGGCACAAACGGCGCAGACUGUCAACCUCUCCCCGAGUCAACCCACCUUCUCCGGAGAGUGUUCCUGCAUCUAGCCUCCACCCCGACAUCGCCUUCCGCGAGUCCCUCUUCGAUGCCAUGGGCGACGACGAAGGCGCCGCUUACUGGGAAAGCGUCUACGGCCAGCCGAUCCACACCUACUCGGACGCGAAGCGUAAUGAGGAGACUGGGGAACUGGAGAAGAUGAGUGAUGAGGAGUACAUCGCAUUUGUAAGGCGGGGGAUGUGGGAGCGGAGUUGGGAGGGGGUGGAGGCAGAGCGGGAGCGGAGGAGGAAGGAGAGCCUGGGGGAGGAGCGGGAGAGGGAAGAUGCGAACAGGAAGAAGAAGAAGGAGGAGACAGGUGAGAGCAGAGAUAGGGGUAUUGAGCCCAAUGAUUUUGAGCGGGAGGUCGAGGAGAGUUUGAGGAGGGGCUGGGAGAGGAAACAGAAGAGAAUGUGGCGGGAGAAGUGGGAGGCUUAUGAGAAGGCUUGGGAUGAUCUGUACCUGCUCGCUCGCUCGAGGAAUACGACCAUUGAUGCCACUGAGGAGAAAAAUGUCCACCUUCGAAACGAGAUUGUCUGGCCAGUCGAGUCUGGGAAGAGGAAAGAUGUGAACACACAAGAGAUUGAGAGAUUUAUGACCAAGACGGUUGGAUCGCGUAUGGCUUCGGGUGAGCUGGCCAACACGGAAUCUGCUUUCGCGUCGACCCUCAAGUCGGAGAGGGUAAGGUGGCAUCCUGAUAAGGUUCAGCAGCGGUUUGGCGGCUUGAAUAUUGAUGAAGAAACAUUGAGAGGCGUCACGGAGGUCUUCCAGGUUAUAGAUCGAUUGUAUAACGAAAGAAAGUGA
Molecule: messenger RNA, 1065 nt
Organism: Endocarpon pusillum Z07020
Lineage: Eukaryota; Fungi; Ascomycota; Eurotiomycetes; Verrucariales; Verrucariaceae
Exons: 1
Coding region: 1-1065 (354 amino acids)
Biological process (GO): canonical NF-kappaB signal transduction
Source: RefSeq, a predicted model, not a curated record